Messenger RNA from Melitaea cinxia (Glanville fritillary), 3143 nucleotides. RefSeq lists its product as uncharacterized. Lineage: Eukaryota; Metazoa; Arthropoda; Insecta; Lepidoptera; Nymphalidae. The transcript has 3 exons. The coding region runs from base 91 to 3141 and encodes 1016 amino acids. The record is from RefSeq and is a predicted model, not a curated record. Gene Ontology annotation, cellular component: RNA polymerase I core factor complex; RNA polymerase transcription factor SL1 complex. Gene Ontology annotation, biological process: RNA polymerase I preinitiation complex assembly; nucleolar large rRNA transcription by RNA polymerase I. Gene Ontology annotation, molecular function: RNA polymerase I core promoter sequence-specific DNA binding.
UGAUUGUACAGCGGCAUGCUUAACACAUGUUUCUAAAAACCAUUAUCAGUAUAUGACAAUGAGCGAUAGUAAUUAUAACUAAAUUUAAAAAUGAGUUCGAAUCCUUGCAAUGUUUGUGGUUGUACAGACUUAAAUCUCGUGGAUGGUUAUUAUUACUGCGUGGAGUGUGGAACGCAAGAUAUUAAUGUUAGAGAAACGGUUGUGGAUCACAAAGUCUUCGCUGAUGGAACCUUCGCUCACACCUCAACUAAGAAGUUGACUACUACUGUCUUGCAAGAUGCAAAUGAGAUGAGCGGUGAAUGGAACAAAUGGCACGCAUUUAAUUUUAUACUAGCCAGUUUGACGGAUGAGUUGAUAAACCUCGGAGCUAAACCGAGUGUAAGGACAGGUGUGCUGUGGAUUUGGACAAAAUACAUCAAAAUGUUUCAAAUUAAGGAUCAUGAUAAUGCUAAUAGUCAAUUUAUCGAUGAAUCUUCAAAUGAAAGCAGAAACAAAAAUGACGAUGACAAUACUGAUGAUAGUGACAAUGAAAACAAUAAACCAACCUCUAAGAAGUCACGAAAGAACAAAACUAAUAAAGCAGACAAAUUCAAACGUGACAUUAAAAUCGUGACCAAAGGGACUUUGCUAACUAUAUUAUAUUUAGCGCUUAACUUAGACAAAAGUGAGAUACAACUGUCUCAUUUGAUGAGGUUUAUAAAAGAGGGUAGAUUGAGUUUGUAUAACUGUACAAAGUUUGUACCAAAAGAGAUUAACACGAAAUCGAUUCCGCAUUGGAAGAAUUUUGUUCGCUGUCAAAAUGAAUACACGCCUAAGAUUAUCCGUACGUUAGCUAUGACCUUUUUUAAGCGACUAGAUUUAGGUCUCCCUAUAUUACCUGAUCUGAAUAAAAUGAUUUCUAAUUAUGUGAAGGAACUGUGUUUACCAAAUGAAUUUAAAAGUUUAGUCUUUUCGCUAAUGAAUCUCGUACCAUGCGAUUUUUUGGACUUAGAUACGCGGACUAAGAAAUCUCUGCUACGUAUUCCCGAUUACGAGGGUGUGUGCAUGUCUUAUGUUAUUGUAGCUCUAAAGAUGUGCUUCGGUUUAGAUUCUGAAUAUGAAUUAAAAGUAUCAGAUCAAGUUGAUAGGAUUAAUAAUGAAGAAAAUUAUUCGAAAUCAUAUAAACUUGGAUCAUAUUCAGAUCCAACUGACAGGUUGUUCUCAUUCCGAGACUGGUAUAAAUUUAUACUAUUUAGAAAAACAAUAUUAUGUAAAUAUUAUUUACCUAUGGCAAGACUUUACAAGCAGCCAGUUGACGAUUGUAUUUUAAUGGAACAUCUCAAGGAAAGAAAAACUAGAACAAUAAAACUGAGCGAUAACGUUACUAUGGACAUUUUAAAUAAAAUUACAGUUGAAUCGAAUACGUCAGUCAUAUCUAAACAUGAAUUUCCCACCACUUUUACUCCUAUGUCUUCGUAUACAGAUGUUAUAUUGCAAUAUUUACAAGAUCCAGAUUUAAGCCUACUUCUAAGCGAAGAUUUCUCUCAGUAUUCACUCAAAUAUGCCAUAAACGAAUUGAAACUACCUGAUAACUAUGAAAAUACUGAUAAUAUUAUACAAGGAGUAAGUGAAAACAAUAAAUGUAUAAAUCCUAUCAUAGUAGGUACCUUAAAAUCUUCGAAAGGUAACACGACAAUGGUGUUUGUUAGGAAUUUUGAAAAUAAACAUUGGCUUACAACUAAGCCGCCUACAGCAGACCACGUCAUUAAAACAAAUGUAAAUAAAUCUAAUAGUGAUAAAGAGAGUGAUCAUGGAUACGAUUCCAAUACGGAAAGCACGCCAGUUGACAAUGAUGAGACUUUAACAACAGUUGGAGACGAAACCUUAAAAGAAGACUCUGAAAAGAAGGAAGAAAAGGUUUUUGAGAAAAUUGACGAAGAAUACGAAGGAAUAUGUAUAUUUGACGAUGAUUUUGAUCACCUAGAUAACUUUCAAGAAGAUAAGAAAAAGGAUAACAUUACAGAAACUAAUAGUUUGACUGAAUUCCAUAAUGACUAUGGAAAUAACUUUGAAGAUAGUAAACUAAAUUUUAAUGGAGAUUCUAUAAACACGGAAGAAGUGUUCAAUCCAGCAACAUUUGACAGAGAAUCAACCAUAAAGAAAUUAUUAGAAAUGGCUUGCACGAAAUAUAAAAUUCAAAUGCCUAAAGAGAGAGAAUCACGUGGCUCAUUUAAAAGAAAAAAUAAUGAAGGAAAUGGAGUAGGCCCAAGUGAAAACAAAAGAAAGAAAGGCAACGUAGAAUCAACGAAAAAUGAAACCCAAACUACUAUCACAGAUAUUUUAAAAUCGUAUUAUACCAGCUUAGAAAAUGAUGUGUUGCACAAAGUAUCUGAAGAAAUAAAAAUGGUAAUAAACAAUCAAAAAAAUCAAGAAAUUGUGAAUGAUAAUAUUGAAAAUAAUGACAUAGAAAUGUCCAAUUUAGAUAAUGGUUAUAGAAAUCAUGAAGAUUUCAAUAAUGAAGAUGUAAUUAAUGAUAAAAGUGCAUCAAUGAUUAGUAGCAUUCGUCCAAAUUUAACAACCAACAGUACCAACUCUGAUGCAAGUGAAGAUGACACAGAAGAUUUAGUAACACAAAGCAAUCCAAAAUUUAAUUCAACAACACAUGAUAUUGAACAACUUUAUGUGAAAUUGGGUGAUGGUACAGAUUUUAGUUACAGUGUUAACUAUGAGGCCGAUCCAGAACUGGACGAAAUAAUUGAAAAAUCGAUAGAAAAUUUCGCAAAUAAGAAGGUAAAAGAAAAUACUGAAUCGAUAGAUGCAAAUAGUGAUUACGAUUCUGAAGACGAUAUUCCACUUAUAGAAAUAGCAAACGAAAAAGUGUCAUUGCGAGAAAAAAUGAAUAGAUCGAAGAUAAAGUAUAAUUUUUUGGUCAGUAAUCGACAUAUACAGAAAUUUAAUUAUUGGAUGAGGCAUUACAGGUGUCAAGCGGUGACACGCAAUCUUGAUAUGCACGAAAAGUUUGAUAUUGAAAUAACAGAAAACUGUCCAAAGAGCUUUGUUUUUGUUAUACGGGAAUGCGCUGCUAUAUUAGAUUGUUCCACGUUUACGCUUUAUAAGUGUAUGCAGAACUUAGAAGAAACUUUGAUGCGUUUUUGUGAUUGAUC